UUGCCUUCCAGCACCACCCAGUCAGUCAUUUCCACGCCCGACGCCGACGACUCCUGGAGCUCUAGCUUGCUUUCCCAGGUCACUCCCUGUUCGGGCCAGGGGCCCGCCACCGCCUCUAACACCGGCCUCCCGGGCUCGCUCGCCUUGGACCAGACUAGCGGGGCCUCCAGUUCAGACAGUGGCUCCAGCAGCUCGGAGGGGGCUGGCCCCGACAACCUCGGGGAAACAGCCACUGAGCCUCCUCCAUCCAGUAGCACCCUCAAAAGAGUAUCAAUAUCGGUGGAAGAAUCCAUCCAGCCCCCUUCGGCCAGCCUCCUCCGAGAAUCAGAAUGGGCGACAUCUCCUGAGCCCAGUACCACUUCUGGAAUAUCUAUACGCGGGGGCGCCCUGCGCGCAUCGCUCGACUUCUUCGAGGACUCAGGGUCAAUGCCUACGGUACCACAAAACACCCCCCAGGGGUCGUCAGAAGAAUCCCUGUCAUCCGUAGUAAUCCGCACCCCCAAAGUAUCUGCACCAAGACCUAUCCCGUUCCAGGGCCCUUUCCUAGAGUCGAUUCAGGGGUCCCCCUCGCAAACAACAGUCGGCAGUGAAAGGAGUUCGGUGCAAGAAGACGCCCCCUCCUCGAACUUUUCGCUAGAGGCCGAGCAGGGGUCUCCCCCGUCCUCGUUGUACAGCUCGGCCAGGAGUUCAGCACAAGAACGGCUCAUGUCCAUGACCUCCUCGCAAGUGGCCAAUCAGGGGUCCCACCCGUCCUCAGUGCUCAGCACCCCACGUAGUUGGUCACAAGAAGCUGUCACGAUGCAUGGCUCUUCCAGAGGGUUGGCCUCGGAGUCCCGCCCCCUUCGGCAUUCUGGGCCACAGCCUUCUUUUCCUGUGGACUCCUCCCAACUGUUGGCAAGAAUGUCCACCCAGCGCGUGAUGCCCAGUGUCAGUCGAAUGCCAAUGGAAGCAUCGGACCCGCCCCGGGACUCCCGCGGGGUGUCAGUACAAGUAUCGGCUCCGCCCUCAGGGCGGGACGCUGCCUGGCAAUCAGUGGAUGAACUGGCUCCACCCCCGGGCUCCGGGGAAGAGUGGGUAGAAGAGCGCUCCGCACCCUGGGCCAGCCUCAGCCUCUCUUCCUGGGAGACUGUCAACCAGAGCAUGGCGAGUCGGGAGAAGGCGAGUGUCUCCGGCCACCUGUUCGACGUAGUCGUGAUAGGAGGUGGCAUCUCAGGAUUGUCUGCUGCUAAACUGUUAGCUGAACAUGAAGUUGAUGUUUUGGUUUUAGAAGCCCGGGACAGAGUUGGAGGUAGAACGUACACUAUAAGAAAUAAACAUGUUGAUUACGUAGAUGUUGGCGGGGCUUAUGUGGGACCCACCCAGAACAGGAUCCUAAGGUUGUCUAAGGAGCUGGGCUUAAAAACUUACAAAGUGAACGUAAACGAACGUGUUGUACAAUAUGUCAAGGGGAAAACUUACCCAUUCCGCGGUGCCUUCCCUCCAGUCUGGAACCCCAUUGCAUAUCUGGAUUACAACAAUCUGUGGCGGACAAUGGAUAACAUGGGAAAGGAGAUUCCCGCUGAUGCACCAUGGGAUGCCCCACAUGCCGAAGAAUGGGACAGAAUUACGAUGAAAGAACUCAUUGAUAAAAUCUGCUGGACACAGACAGCUAGGCGGUUUGCAUCUCUCUUUGUGAACAUCAAUGUGACCUCUGAGCCUCAUGAGGUGUCUGCCCUGUGGUUCUUGUGGUAUGUGAAGCAGUGUGGUGGCACUACUCGGAUAUUCUCGGUUACCAAUGGGGGCCAGGAACGGAAGUUUGUAGGUGGCUCUGGUCAAGUGAGCGAACGGAUAAUGGAGCGCCUCGGGGGUAGAGUGAAGUUAAGUCAUCCUGUCACCUUUGUUGACCAGUCAGGUGACAACAUCAUCAUACAGACGUUGAAUAAUGAAACUUAUCAGUGCAAAUAUGUUAUUAGUGCCAUCCCUCCGACUCUGACGAGCAAGAUUCACUUUAUUCCAGAGCUGCCAUGUGAGAGAAACCAGUUAGUGCAGCGUCUUCCAAUGGGAGCUAUUAUUAAGUGUAUGAUGUAUUACAAGGAAGCCUUUUGGAAGAAGAAGGACUACUGUGGUUGUAUGAUCAUCGAAGAUGAGGAGGCUCCAAUUGCAAUAACCCUGGAUGACACCAAGCCAGAUGGAUCACUGCCUUCUAUCAUGGGCUUCAUUCUUGCUCGAAAAGCUAUCCACCUCGCUAAACUCCAAAAAGACCAAAGAAAGAAAAUAAUCUGUGAGUUGUACUCCAAAGUGCUGGGAAGUGAGGAAGCUUUACACCCAGUGCAUUAUGAAGAAAAGAAUUGGUGUGAAGAACAAUACUCUGGAGGCUGCUACACCGCCUACUUUCCUCCUGGCAUUAUGACUCGAUAUGGAAGGAUAAUUCGAGAACCAGUAGACAGAAUUCAUUUUGCUGGAACGGAGACAGCCACACAUUGGAGCGGGUACAUGGAAGGAGCUGUUGAAGCUGGAGAGCGAGCAGCUAGAUCGAUCUUGAAUGCUCUGGGAAAAGAGACAAAUCAAGACAUCGAAGAGCCUGAGUCAGAGGAUGUCCCAGCUAUUGAAAUCACACACACCUUCUGGGAAAGAAACCUCCCCUCUGUGCCAGGCCUGCUCAAGCUCAUUGGAUUUUCCACAUCAGUAUCUGCCCUGUGUUUUGUGGUGUACAAGUGCAGGCUGCUAGAACGAUCCUGAAGUACACUCUCUGCUUACCCUUUUCCAGUACCGUCAGAAGGGAAAUGUUGACAAAUUAAUGGCUGUGUCUCAUUAGACUAUUGUUAAGUGCACUGGAUGGAACACCUUAGUUUAGUCUGUGUUAAAGUAAAAACAACUUACAGAAUCCCACCUAAUAACCAGUGGAGAGCAUGCUCCAUCUUAUUUGUGUAGAUUAAUUCAUGUUGAUUGGUGUAUUAACUCUUGUGAUCAGUUUCUUAGUUUCAAGUUAAAGUGCUCAUCAGAAACAACUGCUAUGACCUGUUUUUCUCCCCUUUAACAUAAAAUGCCUGGUAAUUGCAGAAAGGAAACAUUUAACUUUCUGUAGAGGUUGAAUGGGUGAAUGCCCAGCUUGUGACUGAUCUUUUCAGUCCUUAGGACAUGUGCGGCAUAGGUCCAGAGCCCAGCGGCUCCCAGUCUCCUGGGGUGAGCAGCUCCCACUUAGUGUGAAGGAAUAGGACAUGAACGCAGUGGAGGGAGACCAGUGGUUGCGGGGAUACAUUUUGUGGGUUGUUGCCUCAGGAAUCUUCUGACCACUUCUAAUUCCUGCAGAGUUUCUAGACAUCUAGCCUCAGUCUUAGCUUGCCUGUAUAUUUUCCCAGUUUUCUUCUUAAAGAGGAGAGUGUUUACCAAGGCAUGAUGAUUAAAUUGACUUUCUGUGACUUUUGUGCAGCUCUCCAGGUGAGCAGAGCGAACUAGUGACAGGGUUGUCCCCUUGAGGCCUCCCUGACUAGCUCUGCAUGAAGCAUCUUUUCUUCCUGGAAGAUGGCUAGACAUCACUUCGCUCAUCCUUGAUGAUAACAUUCUCUACCAAUUUCAAGAAAGCAGUAUUUUUCUUUUUUUUUUUUUUUCUUUCAGGUAGACCCUGGCCCGUAGUGGCAUAUUUUUUUUUCUUUUUUCCUAUGACCAUAAUAGAAUUAUAGAUCUGUUAACUUAAAUAUCUCUUUAACAUAGUUAGCUUAGAGUAAAUGUUAGCAUGAUAAUUUUUCUCAAAUAACUGAAAUAGACAUUAAAAUUUUUGUUGUUGUUAUUUGUUAGACUAUAAGAUACAGAAAGGAAAUCAGGGCUCUAUUAUAAAUUCUCUUGCCUUAGGUAUUACAUUUUAUAAAAGGCAUGAAAUGGAGUGAUUUCACAUAUGAAGACUAAGUUCUCUAAGGAGUAGUGUGGCCCAGACUAGUGCCUACCUCUUGUCUUUCCCAUUUAAAACCUGUCAGAACUGUAAAGCUUCUUCCAAAGGUUUCAGCCACAAGACACCUCUUUUCUUAGUAUAAACAUCUGGGGAAAAUAUCAACACACAUGUGAUCAAAUAAAGCAGUUGAGAAGAUUCAGUGAACUCAGGUACGCAAGUGAUGGAUAUACAGUAACACCCCAUCCUGCAUCAUCAGUGAAUGAUAGCUGACACUUACUCUUUUAUGUGCCAAAAAUUUUAAAUAAAAAUAUCGAAGAACAUACUUCCACACAUUAAACAAGUUAGAUUCAAGAUAUUUUUUAUCAGGUCAGUUAUAUGCCUCAGUUAUCUUAUGCUUUUAUUAUAGUGUGAUACCACUGUGUUUGCCCCUCCACAAAGUAUCACGUUUGUUUUAUAGCUGUUGAGUCGACUGUUUCUUCUCCCAUAUUCAGCAUUUUAUUCUAUAUUCUCGUUAUCUCCUAACACUCCUUAACCUAAUCUAUUUUUUAUUAAAUGGGAAUUAAAGCCUGCCAAAGGAAACCAACCCAAGUUUAUUACAUAAUUAACCUUAUCAUAAGUCCAAAAUUAAGUAAUGGCCCCGGUGUGAGGACUUAAGGUAUUUGUUUUGCCUAUCCUACGGGCAAAGAGCAGGGUGUUUAUGCUGCUCUUUGCCUUUCAUUUGAAAAGUGUUUUAGCUAAUUUAGGAGACUAGAGAAACUAGUCAGUUCAGGCAGCUGAUAGUGGGUUGCCCUGUUAAGGCGUCUGUUUCACAGUUCUGAAGACUUGAGUUGGCCUUACUCCAUUGUAAGAUCAAUAAUUAGACUUUAAAAGUUAUCCUUUUUGUCAUAACCGUUAAAUAAGUAUUUAUACCACACUGAAGAAAACGAUUGCAAGAUCAUGAACUACAUUUUGUUUGAUUGUGAACUUGAUGUCUAAUGUUCUGUCUGAAAUGUGCCCCAUUGCUACCUGUGGGGCUAUGCAUAUGUGUGUGUUGGGUUUUUUUUUUUGCAAUUGAAAUAUGCUUUUGCCUGUAUGGUACUGUUUCAUUUCUUAAUAAAGUGCACUGCCACCCUGA
Molecule: messenger RNA, 4979 nt
Organism: Myotis brandtii (Brandt's bat)
Lineage: Eukaryota; Metazoa; Chordata; Mammalia; Chiroptera; Vespertilionidae
Gene: MAOA
Product: amine oxidase [flavin-containing] A
Exons: 15
Coding region: 427-2718 (763 amino acids)
Molecular function (GO): oxidoreductase activity
Source: RefSeq, a predicted model, not a curated record